UCACUACAAGCACCGCCUUCCCGGAGGAAUAUUAAUAGCGCUCUAGCUGUCAAAGUGAAUAGGAAAAGUCAACGCUACAGAAGCCAAAAUGAUCAACUGGAAGGCUUUGGACAACGUCCCCGUCCUCCUGUACAUCCUGGCCCUGAAGACGCUGCUGCUGUGCUUGGGGUUCGCUGGGGUGAAGAUCUACCAAAGUAAGAAAGCAGAGGAGGCCCUGAGGAAGAAGCAGGCUGAGAAGAGGAGGCUCGCCCAACAGACACAGGAGCUAAUAGACAACUUGAAGGAGGACUGAUCAGAGGAGAGAAGCUACUGUUCACAGGGAAACAUGUUACCGACCUGAGCAACAAGCCACUUUCUCCAAAAUGAGCCAGAUGUCUGACUGCUGGCAGCAGGAGGGGCUUUCCUGUGCACCAGGAAAUUGUUUGUGGUUCCAGUACUGGGACUGUUCACCAUGUCAGUUUUUAUAUAUCUUGUGUAAAUGUUUGACUGAAACCAGUUUUUUUGUAUGAGAUAUUUGCCAAACAUUCUCUCUGCUCUGGGUUCGUCUCUGUUAUUCAGAGGCUGUCAUGCAUGCUCAGAAAACAACUGUAACACUUGAAUAUACUUCACUUUGUACACCAUCAUUACUUUUAGCAGCACCAACAAGACAGUUUGUCAGAUUUGCUUAUUUAUAUAAACACAGCGUGGUGUUUAUUCUGUAAUAUUCUUUGUAAAUUGUGAACCAGCUUUGUCUAAUUUUUCUAAUUAUAUUAAAUAGUUUGUUCCACAUGCAACAAUC
This is a messenger RNA of Lates calcarifer (barramundi perch), 778 nucleotides long. RefSeq names its product small integral membrane protein 11. Lineage: Eukaryota; Metazoa; Chordata; Actinopteri; Centropomidae. The transcript is spliced from 3 exons. The coding region runs from base 89 to 292 and encodes 67 amino acids. The record is from RefSeq and is a predicted model, not a curated record.